Messenger RNA from Ogataea parapolymorpha DL-1, 3309 nucleotides. Its product is annotated as DNA polymerase delta catalytic subunit. Gene Ontology annotation, cellular component: delta DNA polymerase complex. The record is from RefSeq and is a predicted model, not a curated record. The transcript has a single exon. Gene Ontology annotation, molecular function: 3'-5'-DNA exonuclease activity; nucleotide binding; DNA-directed DNA polymerase activity. Bases 1 to 3309 code for a protein of 1102 amino acids. Gene Ontology annotation, biological process: nucleotide-excision repair, DNA gap filling; DNA replication proofreading; DNA-templated DNA replication. NCBI's taxonomy places the organism in Eukaryota, Fungi, Ascomycota, Pichiomycetes, Pichiales, Pichiaceae.
AUGAGUGCAACUACGUCGAAACACGCAGGUGACGCGCGUUUGGAGGGGCCGAACAAACGCCAGCACCUGGACAUUUCUGUCGACGACGGUGUGGGCACGGCCACGGCGCACUCGCUGCCGACGGCAAACCAGUCGAUCACCCCCCACGGGUACCAUUUGCCUGUACACGGCAAGUUCGACCGCCAGAAGCUCCAUAACAAGCUGACGGGCGGACAGUUUGAGAACGAGGCAAGCACUUUUGAGAAAGAGCUCGUGUCAAUGUCCAAGAAGGAGUCGGAGGCCAGCGUCCAGAGCGACAGGCAAAGAUGGGAUCGUCCCGCGGUGGUGGGGUACGAUCCGGCCACGUACGACGUGGACUUCCAGCAGCUGGAUGCUGAGGAGACGCUGAUCAAUGAUGAGGCCGCAGUGCGGUUUUUUGGGGUCACUGAGGAAGGGUACUCGGUGCUGUGCAACGUUGUAGGGUUUCGACACUAUUUUUACGUGCCAGUGCCAAAGGGCCUGACGCAGGACGAUCUGGGCGACUUCCACAAGUAUCUGCGCACAAACUACCAGGGUGUACAAGGGCUGGAGAUUGCGCUUAAGGAGAGCAUCUGGGGCUACAAUAAUAACACAAAGCUGCCGUUUCUUAAAGUGGUGGUGGACGGCAUUAAGCACAUCGGCAAGGUGCGCUCGGCAUUUGAACGCGGUGAGAUUGAGUACAAAGGCCUGUUUCCGCCUACUGGAUCGAUGACGUUUGACAAUAUCCAGUUUCUGCUGCGGAUGAUGGUGGAUUGUCGUAUCACAGGUAUGGGCUGGCUGCGGGCGCCAGCGGGAACUUACACGCCAGUGCCGCCAGAGAAGGUUGUUUCAACGUGCCAGCUGGAGUUUACCAUCCACUACAAGGACCUUGUGUCGCACGCUUCGGAGGGCAAAUACCUGAACAUGGCUCCAUUGCGGAUUUUGUCAUUUGACAUUGAGUGUGCGGGCCGCAAGGGCAUUUUCCCCGAGGCGGAACACGACCCGGUGAUCCAGAUCGCGAACGUGGUGGCUAAGGCGGGUGACCCGGUGCCGUUUGUGCGCAAUGUGUUCACUGUCAAGUCGUGUGCGCCGAUCGUCGGGUCAGAGACGUUUUCGUACGAGUCUGAGGAGGAGAUGCUGCUCAAAUGGAAGGAGUUCAUCGUCAAGGUGGAUCCGGACGUGAUCAUCGGGUACAACAUUGCCAACUUUGACUUCCCGUACCUGAUCAACAGGGCUCGGGCGCUCGGCGUCCACGACUUCCCGUACUUCUCGCGUCUGAAGAAUAGCAAGCAGGAGAUCAAGGACACAUUUUUCAGCUCGCGCGCGUACGGCAGCCGCGAAAACAAGGUGGUCAAUAUUGAGGGCCGCAUGCAGCUGGACCUGCUCCAAUUCAUCCAGCGCGAGUACAAGCUGCGCUCGUACACGCUGAACGCGGUGUCGGCACAUUUUCUUAACGAACAGAAAGAGGAUGUGCAGCACUCGAUCAUCACAGAUCUCCAGAACGGCAACCAGGAGACCAGAAGGCGGCUGGCAGUGUACUGUCUGAAAGACGCGUACUUGCCGUUGCGACUAGCCGAAAAACUCAUGUGUCUGGUCAACUACACAGAGAUGGCCAGGGUGACCGGCGUGCCGUUCAGUUUCCUGCUCUCGCGUGGCCAGCAGAUUAAGGUCAUCUCGCAGCUGUUCCGCAAGUGUCUGGACCUGGACAUUGUGAUCCCGAACAUCAAGUCGGAGGGCGUGAACGAGGAGUACGAGGGAGCCACCGUGAUCGAGCCUGUGCGUGGCUACUACGACGUGCCGAUCGCAACGCUCGACUUUGCCUCGCUGUACCCAUCGAUCAUGAUGGCGCACAACCUGUGCUACACGACGCUGCUAAACAAGCAGACAGUUGAACGGCUGGGCUUGAAGCAGGACGAGGAUUACAUAGUCACGCCGAACGGCGACAUGUUCGUGCACCCGCAUCUGCGGAAGGGCAUUUUGCCAACGAUUUUGCAGGAACUGCUUGCAGCACGGAAGAAAGCAAAGCAGGAUCUGAAAAAGGAGACAGACCCGUUCAAGAAACAGGUGUUGAACGGACGGCAGCUUGCACUGAAAAUCUCGGCCAACUCGGUGUACGGGUUUACGGGCGCGACAAUCGGAAAACUGCCCUGUUUGGCCAUUUCGUCGUCUGUGACGGCGUUCGGCCGUGUCAUGAUCGAGCAGACCAAGGCCGAGGUCCAGCGCCACUACAGCAUCGAAAACGGGUACGAGUAUGACGCCCAGGUCAUCUAUGGUGAUACCGACUCCGUGAUGGUCAAGUUCGGCCACAGCGACAUGGAAACGUGCAUGCGGCUCGGCGAAGAGGCGGCGGCCUACGUCUCGACCAAGUUCAAGCACCCUAUCAAACUUGAGUUCGAGAAGGUGUACUUCCCUUACCUGCUCAUUAAUAAAAAACGAUAUGCGGGGCUGUUCUGGACCAACCCGCGCAAGUUCGAUAAGAUGGACACCAAGGGUAUCGAAACGGUGCGUCGGGACAACUGCCGAUUGGUUCAGAACGUUAUCACGCGGGUCCUGGAGUUGAUUCUGGAGGAGCGAAACGUGGAAGCUGCAGAGCAGUUUGUCAAGAAAACGAUCGCGGACCUGCUCCAGAACCGCGUCGACCUGUCACAACUGGUUAUCAGUAAGGCUUUGUCACGUCAAGACUACGCCGCCAAACAGCCGCACGUGGAACUUGCGGAGCGGAUGCGCAAGAGAGACGCUGGUUCGGCCCCUACGCUCGGCGACCGUGUUGCUUAUGUCAUCAUCAAGACGGCCGGAGAUAAGAAUUACGAGAAGAGCGAGGAUCCGUUGUACGUGCUAGAAAACUCGCUGCCGAUCGACACCAAGUAUUACUUGGAGAACCAGCUGGCGAAUCCACUGACGCGGAUUUUCGAGCCGAUUUUGGGCGAGCGUCGCACCAAAGAACUGCUUCACGGCUCCCACACGCGGACGGUUGCCGUGAGCGCGGCAAAGACGGGAGGGUUGAUGAAAUUUGCCCGAAAGAGCAACACAUGCAAAAACUGUAAGUCGCCUAUUCCUGCGGGCGAAGCUCUGUGCCGAAACUGUCAGGGUAUGGCGGGAGAGUUGUACGGACGCGAGCUGGCUAAAAUGAACAACCUGGAGACCAAGUUCAGUCGGCUUUGGACCGAGUGUCAGCGUUGCCAGGGCUCGCUACACCAGGAAGUUUUGUGUUCCAACAAGGACUGUCCAAUCUUCUACAUGCGGAAGAAGUGUCAGAAAGACGUUUUGAAUCAAGCGGAGGAGCUAAAAAAGUGGGACGCGGCUGCCUGGUGA